AUGGCGGCGGCGGCUGCGGCGGCCUCGGCGGCGGCUUCGGCUGCUGGCGGCGGGUCGGUUAGCGGCGCGCGGGGCGCCGGGGCACGGGAGGGCGCGCGGGUGGCGGCGCUAUGCCUGUUGUGGUAUGCGCUGAGCGCGGGCGGGAACGUGGUGAACAAGAUCAUCCUGAGCGGCUUCCCCUUCCCGGUGACCGUGUCGCUCUGCCACAUCCUGGCGCUGUGCGCGGGGCUCCCGCCGCUGCUGCGGGCCUGGCGCAUCCCGCCCGCCCGCGGCCCGGGGCCCGGCUCUGGCCCCAGCUCGGCCGCGGGCGCCGACCCGCUGCCGCCCCGCUUCUACCCUCGCUACGUGCUCCCGCUGGCCUUCGGCAAAUACUUCGCCUCCGUGUCGGCUCAUUUCAGCAUCUGGAAGGUGCCCGUAUCCUACGCGCACACCGUGAAGGCAACCAUGCCAAUCUGGGUGGUGCUGCUGUCCCGGAUCAUCAUGAAGGAGAAGCAGAGCACCAAGGUAUAUUUAUCCUUGAUCCCCAUCAUCAGCGGUGUCUUGUUGGCCACAGUCACUGAGUUGUCCUUUGAUAUGUGGGGACUCAUCAGUGCUCUGGCAGCGACCCUCUGCUUUUCCCUUCAGAACAUAUUCUCCAAAAAGGUGCUGAGAGAUUCAAGGAUCCAUCAUCUUCGGUUGUUGAACAUACUUGGAUGUCACGCUGUCUUUUUUAUGAUCCCAACAUGGGUUUUGGUUGACCUUUCUUCUUUCCUAGUAGAGAAUGACCUGAAUUCGAUUUCCCAGUGGCCCUGGACUUUAAUGCUGCUAAUAGUCAGCGGAUUUUGUAACUUUGCGCAGAACGUCAUUGCUUUUAGUAUUCUUAAUUUGAUCAGCCCAUUGAGUUAUUCUGUUGCAAAUGCUACAAAAAGAAUCAUGGUUAUCACAGUAUCCCUCAUAAUGCUACGCAACCCAGUCACCAGCACUAAUGUUCUGGGCAUGAUGACAGCUAUCUUAGGGGUCUUCUUGUAUAAUAAGACCAAGUAUGAUGCAAAUCAGGAGGCCAAGAAGCAUCUUCUACCUGUGGUAGCUGGAGACCUCGGAAAUCCUGAUCAUCAUCGGAACACACCAGAGAAAUCUCAGAAUGGAAUUAUUUUCCCUCAGCAUGGGGACUAUCACUAUGGUCGAACCAGCAUCUUCACAAAUCACUUUCAGUACAACAGGCAAAACUAUCCAAACACAUACAGUUUAAAUCACUAUGAUGUAUAGAAUUUAGAAGACAGAUAAAGACUGUUAAGAGAUUAUUUUUUUCCCCAAACAGUAUCAGAAACUUCUGACACACCAGUGAAUUCAGAAUCAUAGAAUGUACUUCUCCCGCAGAUGGGAAGGUGCAUGAUUGUCAAUGAUACAAACGUUAUCUUCCGCUAAACACAUUCUUAUGCAUGGAGCACCUUUCAUAGGGAUCCUGGAGCAGGGAGUAUACCUGCAGUGCAGGAGUUUGGGGUUCUGGUGAAAGGCAAACUUUCAGACUCCAGGAGAGGGGGAUCUUUGCUGGCUAUGUUGUUUGGAGUUUGACACCGGAGGAUUGUGUUGAUAGGAAAAUUGUGGCCAGUAUUACUUUUCUGUGCUUAAUUUUCUGAAGCCAUGUGUUUCUAAGUUAACAUCUUUGCUUUCUGAAUGAAGUUACUUAAGAUCCUUUUUGAAAAAUGUAAAUUUCUAGGUAGAUUCUUCAUGGGUUAGCAUUCAGCUAUUUGUGGUAUCAUGGGCAAGGAUUGUACCUGAGUCUCUAGAAACCAAAGUUUGCGUUGCACUACUUGAACUUGUCUGGGUCACAACUACAAUAUGGGUGGUAAAGGGUUUGGUUGGUAGGAAUUGUGAUCUCAUUUUAAUGGUUUCUAUAGAUUGUCAAAAAGAAGGGAUUUUUAUUUAAUCAAAGAAGGGUCAGUGCUAAAAGAAUUUUAUUAGUGACUAUGACUAGUACUUCAAGUAUAAGCAAAAAGCCAAGUAGUUUCCCAGGGCAUUGUGACAAUCCAUUUGUGAUCUUCAACAAAUGUAAAAAAACAAACUGUAAAUCAAUAGACUGGGCUUUCAUCCUGUUUGCAUUCUGGGGAUGCAUCAUUUGUUUUCAUUGCUGGGCAUGUUCAGGCUGAUUCUUUGACCUGAAAUUCUGAAGUUGCACUGGCUUACAUCCAUAGAAGGAAGUUCAUCUCCUCUUCCAUUGCAGGAGAGAGCAGAAUACUUUCCUCUCCUUGGUGCAUCAAGUGGUAUCAGCAGCAAGGGAGUAUCAUUGCAAAUAUUCCCUGAUUAACAAAAGGCACAUAAGGAAAUAUUAAUUGGUGCUUUAAACAGCUCUUUCCCCAGGACUUGUACUCUGUCAUUCUCUUGAGGUUGAAUUGGGUGAAGAUUUGGUAGACAGAUGCUGCCAAAUGAAGUUUUGUUUUUAUGGGAAGGAUUUUGCACUUUGUACAGAUGAUUUUGUAAAUGUGUGUAUGUCUGUAUCCUGGGCCCUCUGACUCCUUUUUGAAUCUCAAGCCCUUUGCUUUCAAGUGUUUCAAAACAAUGGUCUAUUGGUAAUAGCAGACAUUUGCCUAAUACAUUUCUAUGUAAAGUAGGAACAAGUCACUUUGCAAUUUUGUGUCUGAGUACAGUAAUCAGGAAGAAUAGAAAGGAAUCAAGGAUGCUGUGCAAGUUUGUUUUGCUAUUUCCUAAUAGAAAUGGUUGAGCUGUGUUGAAUAUGUUUUUUAAUUGCAUUCAGAAUCAUGUCUCCCAUGUAGGAUGAAAGGUUAUUAGUUGAGCUUUGUUGUUUUCUUUAUAGAACACACAAAUGAACAAAACAUUUUGACCGUGAUUAAGAUGUUAGACUUUAGGUUCUGGGUAAUGAAAGUAACAGCAGAGCUCCAAUUUAAAGGAACUGGCUCUUCCAUGGAUUUGGUUCUGCCCUUUUCAGCUUCCUAAUAAUUAUUGCAUUUUGAAAAAGCCUGAUAGAACAUGAUUAGCCCAUAAGGUCAGUGUUAAUUCUGUCCCAUGCCACUAGCCUUCUAAAGGAGUUCAGCUCUAGGUGAUGAAUUCUUAGCUCAAACCUUGAGGUCUUAUGUGCUGGCUUCCUUGUGAAAUACUGGAUACCUCAGUGGAUCCUCACUGAUCUUAUUGACGUGUGAUACUGUAGAUUGGAGGUGUCAAAAACACCACCUGCAGGCUUUUGCAGCCGACAACACUUCUGAGUGUGCCUGAUCCAGAUUAAAAUGUAAUUGGGAAAUAAUUAACAAAAUAAAUAAGACAGAUAAUAGUACAUUUUAAAACUAUGUCAACCUGUGGCCCACAGGGAUCCUUUUGUAUGGAUUAGUCUCCCCGAUUCUGUUUCAGACACCCUGGCUGUAGGUGAUAACCCAUCUAGACCUUCCUGUCCUGUGCCAUUCUUGUCCAUGUCCUUUCAUAAAGGAUUUACCUAAUGUACUGAUGGCCUUCGUUUCUCUAGAAAUUGAGGUAUUUCAUAGAGACCAGGGCAGUGUUUGGGCUGUUCAUCUUUUAAUCCCCCUUUUUGGUACAUAGUGAGUUCCACUACCCUUUCUGCUCAUACAUGGGACAAAAUGAAGUCUUCUCUUUAGAGGGAGACACACACUGUGGCAACUGUUGGCUCAUUGACUUUUUCCUUCUUGCUUCUAUUAGAUUAAUGAAAUAACUCAACUUCUUAAGUAUUUUGCAUGAAAAUGAGCCAGUAUUGUAACCAACAUUUGAAUCUGGUUUUUUUUUAAGUUAUGACUUUUUUAUAGUAAGUAUGCUAGUACAUGAAUAAAAUCAAUCAAAAGAAAUCAGUGAUCAACUCUGUAAAGUCCUAGCACUGCUUACAAUCCCCCUACCCAACCUGGACUUUUAUAUGUUGCAGAUUUUCGAGUGACUUUUUUGUGCCUCAGCCCUCUGCUUCUAAGCUUGAGUACCAUUAGUACCUAAAAUCACAAGGCAUAACAUGGGAGAGGUGCAGAAAACCACUUCCCAAAUUUCUUCAUGAUGGGGGUUAGAUCCUAAACGUGAAUUUUUUUUUUCUUUUUAGUGCAUUUGAGCAAUAGUGAGACAUUUUUGCACGUUCUAGUUAAAAUAGCAAAGUAGUGUUUCUGGUUUUUGCCAUUUGAUUUCUUGAACACAAUAACUCAACUCCAAAAGGAAUCCAGGUAAAAGGAAGUUUCUGAUAUUACUGCGGUUUAUAUUAACUUAAUUUUUCAAUGCAGGAUCUUAUGUAGGUGAGGUGAAACAGUUGUUAAAUACCAUGUGUAAACUAAUGAGUGGUCUCUAACUCUGUACAUCAACUUGUAGCAGGUAUGUACACUGGAAUGAAAAGACCCUCAGGGGACAGUCAAACAAAAUGUUCCUCCUCAUCAAAGGAAAGGAAAUAAAUCUUGAAGAUUGUAAUGUUGCUUAGAGUACAUACCUUUUAAGUAGAGCAUUAGUUGUGUUAAGGCUCUCUGAUAGUUUAAGAUAAUUUACUGUCUAUGUAAUUUUACAUGAGGGAAAACUCCUGUUACUGUAGGUAGUUAAGCCUCUACAGCUUUUCUAACCUGUCCUCAUUUUGUUAUGUAUCUUGACACAGUCAUAAAAGAAAACAUUUGUUUGCCCUAGAAAAUAACAAGACAUAGGACAAUUAUAAUCUUCAUAGAGACAAACAUUAUUUAUAAAUACUUGAAAAUUUACAGGCCUGUUUCAAUUAUGUUCAACCUGUUUUCCAGACCAAAAUGCUUCCAGAUUGUGUGUGAAAGUGAAUUUAUCCAUGUUGUGUAUGUUCACCAGUGGCAUUUACCACAAAAUAAAGGAGCCUCCACAGGGAAAAUAGAACGGUGUGCAUUUGUUCAGCCUCUGGGAUGUGCUCCUCCUGGGAGUGCUAUCUGAAAUGAUCUUGUUGCAAGAUGUGCCUCUGUUCUAAGGAAGACUAGCCAGAUUGGACAGGAUGAAUGGUUUUCUUGUAGGACUCCACAGCAGAGUUCAGAGUAUUAGAGAUGGUGUUUGGGGAGGGUUUUGAAAUAACCAAAACCAGUUCAGCAUCAAGUAGCUUUUCACCCUAGGUGUUGCUUGAAGAUUUUGUGGGAAACUCCUUGGCACAUUCAUUUCCCAAGUGAGGAAUGGUGGUGUUGAUUCUUAGGGCUUCUGACAGCUAAGUGGCAUCACGACCCUGGGGGCUCAUUUUCCAUAAUAUGGAUAUGCCUUCUGUAUGUAACUUUACAAAGCACUGUGACAUGCUCUUGUUUUGGUAUUCAGAACCAUUUGCUGAAAUAGGUGAGUCACUUUUACUCUCACAUGAGGACACAAUCUUAUUAAAGGGAAGUAACUGAUCUCAAUUAAAA
Molecule: messenger RNA, 5306 nt
Organism: Trichosurus vulpecula (common brushtail)
Lineage: Eukaryota; Metazoa; Chordata; Mammalia; Diprotodontia; Phalangeridae
Gene: SLC35E1
Product: solute carrier family 35 member E1
Exons: 6
Coding region: 1-1245 (414 amino acids)
Cellular component (GO): Golgi apparatus
Molecular function (GO): antiporter activity
Source: RefSeq, a predicted model, not a curated record